Gongylonema pulchrum is the source of this 464-nucleotide messenger RNA. Lineage: Eukaryota; Metazoa; Nematoda; Chromadorea; Rhabditida; Gongylonematidae. The record is from the annotation of a GenBank genome assembly.
UUGCCAGCCCCGUGGCAGCAUUUACCGUCGCUUGCACUACCCGAUGGCGCCCAUAAUGUCGACCAUGGUUUGAACUAUCCUUCAGAAAUUGCCUGUUUUGCCACAUUCUUUUCAAUUGUAGGACAAAAGCGCCUCGGAUUGUUGAGUGUGUUAAUAAUUCACGUGAUUAUUCUUCCAUUUUCAGACGUUAUAUAUUUUUUGUUACCCUCGUUGGAUAAUCCGAACCGAUCAGUUUUUGGUAUUUCCUGUUAUCGACAAAUUCUUGCCAAGGAUCUCUUGAAUAAAUCAACAGAUGUCACUCGAAGUACGGUCCAGAAAAGUGUUUGUGUCCUGUCGCGAAUACCUCUCUUUGGAGUUCUAACUGCUAAACUUCAGCUUAUCACAGAAGUUUAUUUUAACGAAAGAGAUUUUGCGAAGGACGAACUGAGUGCGGUUGAUCUCUGCAGCAGUGAAAUGCUAUAAGA